Malania oleifera is the source of this 1218-nucleotide messenger RNA. Its product is annotated as cysteine proteinase inhibitor 6-like. NCBI's taxonomy places the organism in Eukaryota, Viridiplantae, Streptophyta, Magnoliopsida, Santalales, Ximeniaceae. The transcript is spliced from 6 exons. The coding region runs from base 134 to 1048 and encodes 304 amino acids. The record is from RefSeq and is a predicted model, not a curated record. Gene Ontology annotation, molecular function: cysteine-type endopeptidase inhibitor activity.
GUAAGGCUUGAUGAAGGCUCUAACAAUGACCAAAAGUCAAUCAUGAAUGAUCCUGUUCUGCCGCUUCCUCCCACUCCAAAAAUCAUUUUUGCGAGACGGAAUGGCCAAACAAAAUAAAGCAGGGGAACUGUAGAUGUGGGAUGGAGUUUCUAUGUUUAGUGUUUUUCCCUCCACCUCAGCCCAACCCUCAGGUUGGAGUAGAUUGAGCAGAAGAGUGAAUUCCUCCACCCUCGCCCAGAGACGACAAAACCGACGCCUGAUCGACACGUGUCCACCUUUACUCUCUUGCUCCAAGAAAAGAACGAAGAAGGAGAGAGACGACACCAUACUCGCGAUGGAAAGAAAGAUAAUAUAUAAAGCCAUGAGAUCUUUCGGUUCUUCCCCUGCGCUUCUGCUAUCCACAUUUUUAGCGAUUGCUUUGUUGAUCUUGGUCCCUGCAACAAUGGCGAUGCCUGGAGGUAUCUACAACUCCCCGGUUUCUCAGAACAGCGCCGAGAUCGAUAGCCUCGCUCGUUUCGCCGUUGAAGAGCACAACAAGAAAGAGAAUGCGCUGCUUGAGUUUGCAAGGGUCGUGAAGGCACGGGAACAGGUGGUGGCUGGAACAAUGCAUUAUCUUACUGUUGAGGCUAUUGAUGCGGGUAAGAAAAAUAUCUACGAAGCAAAGGUGUGGGUGAAGCCAUGGAUGAACUUUAUGGAACUUCAGGAAUUUAAGCAUGCUGGUGAUGUCCCCUCAAUUACCCCUGCUGAUCUUGGAGUUAAGAAUGAUGGUCAUGGGGUGGGAUGGCAAGCGGUGCCAGUGCAUGAUCCUGGAGUCCAGGAUGCUGCCAAUCGUGCAGUCGAGGCCAUCCAACAGAGAUCGAACUCCUUGUUCCCCUACGAACUUCUUGGAAUCCUUUCUGCGAAGGCUGAGGUGGUUGAGCAGUCUGCGAAGUUUGACAUGCUUCUAAAGGUGAAGAGGGGAAGCAAAGAAGAGAAGCUGAAGGUUGUGGUGCAUAAGAAUAAUGAAGGUGCCUUCCAUCUAAACCACAUGGAACCUGACCAUUCUUAACUUCUCCAAGGAAUCGUAAUUAAGCUUUGUUAAUCAUAAUAAAAAGAAAAGCGGAUUACCUUUUUUACUUUGGAUCCAUACAGGCUCCUGUUUAUGAUACAAAUACAUAUGAAUGGUGGGGAAUGCAGGCUGUAAAAGUUAACUAAAUAAAAAUUUUACUUCGUAUAGCA